Schizosaccharomyces cryophilus OY26 is the source of this 2160-nucleotide messenger RNA. Its product is annotated as transcription factor. The transcript has a single exon. The record is from RefSeq and is a predicted model, not a curated record. Bases 122 to 1909 code for a protein of 595 amino acids. Gene Ontology annotation, molecular function: zinc ion binding; DNA binding; DNA-binding transcription factor activity, RNA polymerase II-specific. NCBI's taxonomy places the organism in Eukaryota, Fungi, Ascomycota, Schizosaccharomycetes, Schizosaccharomycetales, Schizosaccharomycetaceae. Gene Ontology annotation, biological process: regulation of DNA-templated transcription; DNA-templated transcription.
CGAAAUUUUACUAACACCAUAUAGGGCCGGGCAAAACUAUCUGAGUAGGUUCUCCAAGGUUUUAGGAAUAAAAUUUAUUGGAAUUGCUUAUAUGGAACAGAUAUCAUUUGCAAACUCAUAGAUGGACGGCGUCGAAAAGCCCAAGAAAGCCUGUGACUUUUGCCGGAGAAAAAAAAUUCGAUGUAAUCGUGAACUUCCCAGAUGUCAAAAUUGUUUGGUGUACAAUGAAGUAUGUCAUUAUUCAAAGAGAUUGAAGCGGUACAGUCUCAAAAUGAAAUGUGAUACACAAGCGAAGAAUUGGCAGCCUUUACAUGAAUCGGAGGAUAGUCCUAAUUACGAGAAUAGUACGUCUCCCGAUUUGAGAGAUAAUGAUUCACUUCAUGUGCGCCUUCGAAACGUUGAGAACAAAUUAGACAAGCUGUUAAGUCUUGUUGAGGAUUCCUAUAAACCGUCUAAUGGAUUCCGACCUCGAGAUUUUCCCUCGUUGAUAUCUCAAAUUCGAGACGCCAGCUCUUUAGUUGAUAAUAAAUUACAGGAAUACUCCAAAUUAUUUAAAAUAUCUCCCGCGGAUACAAAUAUUGACGACUUAUUUGCUCAUUCUUUUCCAACUUGGGAUAAAGACGUUCCUGAUUUACCUGAGCAGGAAUGGGCUAUUGCUCGUAUUCAGUGGUAUUUUCGAUUUAUUAACUGUUGGUGGCCUGUAUUUUACGAAGGAGACUUCAUGGCUGAACUGCAGAAGCUAUAUCUGGAUCCAAAUCAGGUAAAGGGUGUUUGGUUAGUGUCAUUUUAUGCUGUUCUUGCUUUGGCGAUUUCAAGAAGUAAAAUUGAAAAUGAUCAAAAGGUUUCUGACUCAUUUUUCUGUGCCGCCUGGCAUUUAAUUCAGAAGCCUGGAUUCUUCUUGAUACCCCAAGUGGAAAAAAUUCAGGCACUUAUCAUUAUGAUCCAAUUCACUGCUCAUUUAUCACUUUUCACUCUAUGUAAGGCAUUAUGUGGUCAAGCAUGCCUAAUGAUUCGAGACUUAAAUUUGCAUCGUGCUAGCUCAACUAAGAAACUGCCUAAGAAGUCUGCUGAACUCUAUCGACGUAUAUUUUGGGUUUGUUAUGUCUUUGAGAUUACUACUUCUUUGGUCUUUGGUAACCCUUCUGUUUUAAGUGAUAUGGACAUUGAUUGCGGGUAUCCUGAGGCAGAGAAAGAACCGCUAUAUCCAAACAUAUACCAUGGGGAUAUUAUCUUCAUUGCAGAAAUUUCACUUACUAUUUUGAAGAAUGAAAUCCGCUCCAAGCUAUAUAGCAGUAAUACACCUUCUGUUGAGGGUACGCGUUUAAAGGUUAUAUGGUCUAUCUUUGAAAAGAUGCAAAAUUGGCAGAAUUCUUUACCGUUGGAAAUCCGAAAUUAUUUCAGCAGUCUAAACAAAAAUGAGAACAUUUUCUUUACUUUAAAUAGCGAUGAGCAGAGACUUUUUUCGGCCUGUAUAGAAAUCUAUCUCUCGUACUGCAACACUGUCAUAUUUCUUCAAAGGCUAAAUGAUACGGAAGAAGGUUCCAUCAUCUGCUUAGAAACGGCUCGGAGAGCAGUUGAUGUAUUAAAGAAUUUUUUCGUAGUGCUAGAUCCUAUCUCCAAAAAUGUUUGCUACCUAUGGAUAUUUCUCUAUAAUCCUUUUACCCCUUUUAUAACAUUAUUUUCUAGCACAGUGAGUGGGAAAGAAAGUAAUCCUGACCAACUUCUAGAAGAUCUAAACCGCAUGUAUGCCGUCUAUAAGUUUUUUAUAAAAAUGCGAGACCUUAAUGGCCAGUUAGCACAAAAGCUUGCAUCGGUCACUGAAAACUUUAUUCAUGCAGCGGAGCAUUACAUUGCUUUACAACCUGCUUUUACUGCAGAUGCUUUUGAGUUAACCAAUUUCUUGAUUUAACUUAUUUAUUUAUUUAUCUUUCGAAUUCGGAUUGGAGUAUGUUCAAAGGGUUUACUAUUGUUUUUCUUGGUGUAUAUAUAUGGGUUCUUUACUUAACUAGUUACUAAAGCAUGGUGAUUUCAUGAAAUAACUUUUAAUUGAUUGGUUAAUUUCAACUGAUUAUCCAAUGCGUUGUAAAAAAACGAACAUAUUUCCUAAAGACUUGAUAAUUACCUUUUAAAUUAAACGAACGUAGAUAUUGGACAACUAGC